UUACAAUUUGAGAGUCCUUGACCUUUUCAGCCGGUGAGAGGAAGUGUGUCUCUAUUUUACGCUUGUAGAAAACAGGAAAAGAAACAAAUAUGGCUGAACCAUUGAGAGUGCUUGUAACUGGUGCUGCUGGUCAGAUUGCUUAUUCUUUAUUGUACUCUGUGGCAAAAGGAGAUGUCUUUGGACCUAAUCAGCCAAUCAUCCUUGUUCUUCUGGAUAUUCAACCAAUGUUGGGUGUUUUAGAAGGUGUUGUCAUGGAGAUGAUGGAUUGUGCUCUUCCAUUACUAAAAGAGGUCAUUCCAUCUGUUAAUGAAAUGGAGGCUUUUAAAGAUGUUGAUGUAGCAAUGUUAGUAGGUGCCAUGCCUAGAAGGGAAGGAAUGGAAAGAAAAGAUUUAUUAGCUGCUAAUGUUAAGAUAUUUAAAUCCAUGGGACAUGCAAUUGAUACACAGGCCAAGAAAAAUAUCAAGGUAGUAGUUGUUGGAAAUCCAGCCAAUACCAAUGCAUAUAUUUGUAAGAAAUAUGCACCAUCCAUUAACCCAGCAAACUUUACAGCACUGACAAGACUUGAUCAAAACAGAGCACAAGCACAGAUUGCUGCUAAGCUAGGUGUAAGUAACAGUUCUGUGAAGAAUUGUGUCAUUUGGGGAAAUCAUUCAUCUACUCAAUAUCCAGAUGUCAACCAAGCCGUCGUAGACUUAAAUGGAAAGACCAUGCCAGUACGUGAAGCUGUAAAAGAUGAUAAUUGGCUAAACAAUGAAUUCAUCAAGACUGUCCAGCAAAGAGGUGCAGCAGUUAUUAAAGCUAGAAAAUUAUCUAGUGCCAUGUCAGCAGCAAAAGCUAUUGUAGAUCAUGUAAGAGACUGGUGGAAUGGAGUACCAGACGGUACAUAUGUAUCAAUGGCAGUCCCUUCAGAUGGAUCGUAUAAUAUUGAAGAAGGUCUAAUCUACAGCUUUCCUGUUCGUACAAAACCAGAUCAUACCUAUGAAAUUGUUAAAGGAUUAACUAUUAAUGAUUUCUCCAGAGAGAAGAUGGAUGCCACAGAGAAAGAGCUAUCGGAAGAGAAAAAUAUGGCUCUUAGCGUGUGUGAAUCUUGACCAGCUUCUAAAUUGUAGUUGUCUCCCUUAGAACAAUCAUGUUUUCUGUGGCUGCUUGUAUUGUAACUGUGUAUAUUUUAGAACCUCUGUCUGAACUGCAUUUUCAAGAACAUUAACGAUCCUAAACCGGAAUAAAUUGACUAAUCUUAAACUUUUUUUGGAAUAAUCUGUAUUUUUAUUAUUUAUUCAUAUUUUAAGGAAUUUUCUACAUAUUUCAAAGGUGAGACACAUUUUUCUCCACGUACAUUGUAUUUUUAGUGCUAUUGACUUUUUACAUAUUAGAGUGUGUUGUACACAUUCGGCCUACUUUCGUAUGACAACUAUUAUAUGAAAUAAAGGGUAUAACAGUUUGAUGUGGAUUGAGGUUUUUUGGUGGAUUGACAAUCGAUGGCUGCACGAUAUAUCCGACUUGCAAUAUGAUUAUUAAUAUUGAUUAAUGGGCCGUCCAUUUACAAUGUAUCACAAAAUCUCAAUAAAUAAUUAACUAGUA
Mytilus californianus (California mussel) is the source of this 1581-nucleotide messenger RNA. RefSeq names its product malate dehydrogenase, cytoplasmic-like. The coding region runs from base 90 to 1091 and encodes 333 amino acids. The transcript has 8 exons. Gene Ontology annotation, molecular function: L-malate dehydrogenase (NAD+) activity. The record is from RefSeq and is a predicted model, not a curated record. NCBI's taxonomy places the organism in Eukaryota, Metazoa, Mollusca, Bivalvia, Mytilida, Mytilidae. Gene Ontology annotation, biological process: tricarboxylic acid cycle; malate metabolic process; oxaloacetate metabolic process. Gene Ontology annotation, cellular component: cytosol; mitochondrion.